AUGAUGUCCCACUCUUCAAGCAAAGCGAGGAUGUGGCUGGUGCUAGCUCUGAUGUCCGUGGUCCAUGGGAUGGUAUCCGGGCAGUGUCUCUUUAAUUUUCAUUAUUCCAAGAAUCCAGAAGUGCAGAUGAACAUCAGUGAAAUGGUGUCCUUCUCAGGAUACCCCAGCGAGGAGUAUGAUGUGGUAACAGAAGAUGGCUAUAUCCUUCAGCUAAACAGAAUUCCUUACGGGAGAGGAAAUGUUGGAAGCCAAGGUCCAAGGCCUGUCGCGUUUCUGCAGCACGGUUUAUUUGGAGAAGGCAGCAUAUGGGCUACCAGUUUGGCCAACAACAGCCUGGGCUUCAUUUUCGCAGAUGCUGGCUACAAUGUUUGGAUAGGCAACAGCAGAGGGAACACUUGGUCCAAGUGACAUCUGGUCCUCUCUCCCAGAUGGGAGGAAUUCCGGGCUUUCAGCUUUGAUGAAAUGGCUAAAUAUGACCUCCCAGCAAUUAUAAACUUUACUGAACAGAAAACAGGAGAGAUACAGUUAUAUUACGUUGGUCAUUCACAAGGCACCACUAUAGCUUUUAUAGCAUUUUCCACUAUGCCUCAGCUGGCUCAGAAAAUCAAGAUGUACUUUGAUUUGGCACCUGUGGCCACAGUUAUAUUUGUUCAAAGUCCAUUUAAAAAGCUUGUAUUCUUUUCUGACUAUGGGCUUAAGGAGAUGUUUGGCACCAAAGAGUUCCUGCCACACACUGCCUUGGGUGAGCUGGUCCUUUCGAAGUUCUGUGCCUGCUCAAAGACCUGCAAAAGCUUCUUGUCUAUGCUCUUUGGAUUUAACUGGAAGAACAUAAACAUGGUAUGUAGGAUCGAUGUGUACGCGGCACACUCCCCAGCGGGGACUUCAGUGCAAAACGUAAUCCAUUUGCUGCAGGGAGUUCAAAGCGGUGCACUGAGAGCUUAUGAUGGGGGAGGCAUGUAUAACAGUCUUAGCUAUAGACAGGUAAGUCCACCACACUAUGACCUGAAAGACGUGAAAGUGCUGACGGCCAUUUGGAGCGGUGGAGUAGACUGCCCGUCUGAUCCCCGGGAGGUUGCCUCCCUGCUCCCCCAGGCCAGGAACCUGGUCUACCACAAGGUGAUUCCCCAGUGGAACCACCUGGAUUUCCUACUGGGGCUUGAUGCAACCGAGGUUUUGUACCAGGAAAUCAUUAACAUGAUGAAGAGGCGUCCGUGA
Chroicocephalus ridibundus (black-headed gull) is the source of this 1215-nucleotide messenger RNA. Its product is annotated as lipase member K-like. The record is from RefSeq and is a predicted model, not a curated record. Gene Ontology annotation, biological process: lipid metabolic process. Gene Ontology annotation, molecular function: hydrolase activity, acting on ester bonds. Lineage: Eukaryota; Metazoa; Chordata; Aves; Charadriiformes; Laridae.